AUGGAUCACAGUCGGUUACGUGCCGGUUUUAACGACGAGCUCGCGGUCGAUGAGGCGAUUGUGGCCGACACCGACUGGGGCGCCGGCGGACCACCCUCGGCAAAGAUUUAUCGGACCUCGAAAGCUUGUGCCCAAUGCCGCGGUCGCAAGCAGAAGUGCUCGGGGCCUGGCGGUGGCAGUAGCGCCGGCGCCUCGGCAUCGGCACCAGAGGACCAAGCCCGGCAACCCUGCCGGAGAUGCGCCCACUCGGGUGUUCAGUGCUCCUUCACCGCCGCGACCAAUGAGCAGGGUUUCAACGACUUGGAUGCCGCUAGCCGAAGCGCCCGCAAAGUUGAUCGGCUUCUAAAGCAGGUUAAUGAGCAGGCCAGCCGCAUCAGCCAGCUGGAGGCUACCGUGAGCAACCUCAGUGCUGCCGUCGCUGUCGUCUCUCAAGUGAACAGGACCCCAGAUUCCAGUCUCGAUGAUCUGCACGUCGCAAACCCGCCAGGCCCAUCGCCGCAGGGCACGAGGAGAUGGCACGAUGGGGCUAGCGUGACAGCGACAUCCCCCGUUUCCAAGCGAGCAAAGAUCCGCAAUGAUGAGAUAUGCGCCAACGGGCCUGCGAUAUUCCAAAAUCCUAGUCCCGGGCGCCGAAGCGGUGCUGACGGCUCUGUGGACUUCAGCACUCCCAUGUCCAUGCUCCGCCACUUGCGCCACGACAUCCACGACAUGACCGUGGAGAACGAGGCCUUGGAUCCGAUAAUCUGUGGCGUCAUGACGAUGGAGCAAGCCCAAGCAACCUUCGAUACCUUCUUCGAUCACUGUCACAGAUGGGCACCGGUGCUCUGCCCACAAACCCAGACCUCUGCGGCCAUCAUCCGGCGGUCCUGCCCUGCGCUAUUCAUAUCUGUCUGUUGUAUCGGAUACCGCUUCACCAGUACGUCUACAACCGAGACGCAACGUCGUUACAUGGCUCUCAUCUCACUCUUGGACCACUCCCUAAGCCGUCUUCUCUUGAAACCAAACUUAGCCGAUGUAAAUCUGGAUCAUAUUCGUGCAAUACUGCUAUAUAUACAAUGGAUGCCCGUCGACAAUAUUGGCAAUUCCAGUAGAUCUAUCAGGUACAACGCCAUCUCAGCAUGGAGCAUGCUGGGUCUGGCCAUUCGGUAUGCCCUUUUCCUCGGGUUACACCAAGACGCAGUGCUCCCUUUCAAAUCAGACAACAACGAACUCCCGACACUGGAAGAUGUCGGUCGACUACGUGUGUGGAUAAAUCUGCUUACCUGCGAUGCCGCCUUGACGCUUUCAAGCGGCCUCCCGGCGACGUUAAACCCGGAUCCGGUGGUGGCCGCUGCUGGCCGCUUUAGGUCAAACGACAACGCUGUUCAUCCCGACGACACGAGGAGUUCAGCGACAUGCGAACUUGUGUCUAUUCUUAAACGAGCCGCACGAAGAAGCGGAAGCCCCAAUGCCCGCUCACUAGAUGCCGACUGCUUGCGACAGGUCAAUUUGGAGUUAGACAUGUGGGAGACAGACUGGAAUCCCAUCAUCGGCGACCAAAUCGAGCACUACCAGAUGCCGUUUACGACUCUGCGAUCCUAUCGUCUUUCUAUCAACAGCGCAUGUCUAUCGCCACUCCUUCGGCCGUCGGGAGGCCAGGGCCAGAUAUCCAUCUACGUGCUCCAGGCGCUGGAGGUCAGUCUGCACACGGCGGCCUUGACUAUUUUCGCACUCGCAGAGCAAUCCAGACACCGGUCUUGGGGACAUUAUAAAAGUAUCGAUUCAUUGCCUAGGGGCAGAUACACUCCCGACAUUGAGGCAAUCAACCGCAUCAAAUACUCGGUGGACUCAACGUGGAUCUCCUACAGCUUCGCGACUAUGUUCCUCGUCUUAUGCUACAAGAAUGGAAUCAUCGAUGGAAACUUGAAGAUCUUGGCCUUAUGCUACUCCACCGCGGACGUGGUAACUUUUCCUCGGCGACAAGCGCCCUCUUCGCUUCUCUUCCGGUUGGUAUCAUUGGCGAUGCAGAUAUUUGACGUCGCAAGUACAAACCUCCUGGCACAUCUUGCCUUGGAUCAGAAAUUGCUCCUCUCUGGUGUUUUUGCCGUCGUUCUGGGAGAUUUGGACACGGAUGACGGAACUCCAUCCGAGAUGCCAGCCAUGGCGUCGUAUUCGGAUCGGGGGGUGGAGGCCCUCUUCGAUUCAAUGGUGAAUGGCAUGGAUUUGGGCUGCUGCGCUCAAGUUGAAUACCUUCCAACACUUGCUGGCAAUGCCGUCUAUGCCGCCAUCUUUGGUCUGCUCCUUGUUGCUCAGAUCGGGCUUGGCAUUCGAUACAUGACUUGGGGGUUCAUGGUCGGCAUGGUCUGCGGCCUUAUUCUUGAGGUUGUCGGUUACGCAGGCAGAAUCAUGCUUCACGAUAACCCGUUCGAUUUCAACAAUUUUAUCAUCUAUCUAGUCCCUCUGACAAUCGCUCCCGCUUUCCUUGCUGGCGCCCUCUACCUCUGCCUCUCCCGCAUAAUCAUCGUCCACGGCCAGCAGAUUUCCCGCUUCAGCCCGCGCACCUACGCAAUAACAUUCAUGACUAGCGACUUUAUUUCGCUCGUUCUACAAGGUGCCGGUGGUGGAAUUGCAGCCACGGCUGACGAUCACUCUGGGAGUGAGACAGGCAGGGCCAUCAUGGUCGCGGGAGUUGUAUUUCAAGUCGUCUCGUUGCUCACCUUCAUGCUGCUGUGGCUUGAAUUCGUGAUCCGGCUCCGCAAGACAGGCGAGGAAGUUAAGGAUGCACGCUUCAUUGACUUGAGGCGCACCAAGAAGUUCGUCUGGUUCCAAUACGCACUGGGCGUGGCUGUUGUCCUCGUUUUUAUCCGCUCGGUAUAUCGUGUUGCGGAACUCCAGCAAGGCUUUGACGGACCCAUUGCCAACGACGAAGUGUCGUUUAUGAUCUUGGAGGGACCGAUGAUCAUCCUGGCAGUUCUUGCAAUGACGAUUUUGAGCCCGGGUAUUGCGUUUGGUGGCAAGUGGAACAGUGCAACCUGGUCGAUCAAGCAGUCCAGAGAUGCUGCUUUUACCGCGAGCGGCUCGUCCAUGGAAGACAUACAGAAUCAUCCCGCUUGA
Molecule: messenger RNA, 3093 nt
Organism: Colletotrichum aenigma
Lineage: Eukaryota; Fungi; Ascomycota; Sordariomycetes; Glomerellales; Glomerellaceae
Gene: RSB1-4
Product: Sphingoid long-chain base transporter RSB1
Exons: 4
Coding region: 1-3093 (1030 amino acids)
Biological process (GO): DNA-templated transcription; regulation of DNA-templated transcription
Cellular component (GO): fungal-type vacuole; plasma membrane
Molecular function (GO): zinc ion binding; DNA binding; DNA-binding transcription factor activity, RNA polymerase II-specific
Source: RefSeq, a predicted model, not a curated record